AUGUGCGCUUUGUGGACAAAGUUUAGUCUGGAUAAGAUCUUGCCUGAGAAAGGAUCUGCCAUUGACAUAAGCAACCUUUUUGUCAAAAGAAAAGUUCGAAGUGACCAACUUCCUUCACCUGCAAUUUUAUAUCUGAAGGAAUUACUUGACGAAUUGUAUGUAUACAUUUCGAAGUUUUCCCCAGCGGAUUCUACAGUCUUAGAUUCAUGCUCAGUAACUUUUACUUUGUUUUUGAGUUUACCUUUUCUGUUUGCCGAGCAAUCGAAUACGGCGAAUUUGUGUACAGUUUUACCGCUGAUUUUUUGGAAUAUCAUACUUUUCGUAGAAACAUGCCAUCAGCGAAUGGAUUUACGAAGCGCAUGCGCGCCGCUUCAUCUUGCAUGGCAGCAUUUGAAUGAUCCCUCUUAUUCCAACAGUUGGAAGCAAUGGUCCACUGGUUUGUGUUGUGCUGCAACUGCGAUCGAUAAAGUAUGGAUGACUGAUAAGAAAGCUUCAGAACGUUAUUUCAGUUUCUACAAGCGUUGUAGCGUUUUUGAACCCUUUGGAAGCUACGAUGAGUGGAAAAAGUAUGAAGAUGAGCUCGAAAUUUUGACUGCAAACAGUGCUACAGUGAAUAAUAGAAGUGGUUUAAUGCAACCAGAUGCUAAUGAAGUGGGAAAGUGUCAUGCUAAUAAGAACAGUGUUUUAAGCUUAACGCUGAGACUGAUGACAGACAUUUGCUGUGGUUUUGCGAUUUUGAAUAAUCAUAAUAGCAAACAGAUAUUACUUGAGCUGCUGUCAAUAUCGAAGCAUCAUCCUGUUGAGCUUUGUCGUUUGGUAUGGUUAAAUCUUAAAGAUAAAAAAUGGUCACAGGUUGCAUGUUUUACUCAGUAUAUUUGUUCAGACUUUGCUGUUAAGGAAAUUUCGAUUGCUUGCAAAAAUAUUGAUCUAGCUCGGGUCACUUUGGGUACAGAACUAUUCUCAUCAGUAUGGCGUUCGAUGAGUUUUCAAUUAUCUUCACGAGAGCUUACACUGACACAACUUGAUAAUUUCCCCAUCCAGCUAAAACAUUUAUGUACCUAUUUCUGGAAGAUUGGAGUUCAUUUGAAAUCUUUUAAAUUGAAAUACAAGGAAAAACUUCUAACUGUGAUCGAUUAUUUCGAAUCAUUGUUGGAUUCACCAUCCUUCACUAAUUCAUCUGCCAACGAUACUUUGUCAAGUUUAAUACAGCGCUUGGAAGUAAUCGCUUGUGCGCUAUUACCACUAUCGAUCCCGGCGAGGAACUGCAUUGAUCCGGUGAUGAGUGAUGAAAUGAAUUUCAAUUAUUUGAUGAAUAAGAAAAAAUUGCUUGAAAAUAUUGUUGGCGUUUUGCAAUCCUAUCAAGGAGUAAUCAGUGGUCAGACGGAUUUGGCGUUGUUUUCAAAUUCCAAGCAUCCGUUUAUAAGUAGCCUUCUAUAUACGUAUAAUUCUGUGAUGAAGGAAUUGGAAAAUUAUUCACAAAAUACAGUUUCUUUUCGUCCUCAUUAUACAGAUUUUCCAUCACUGGCGAUAACAUUGAAUUCUUUCCUCGGAACAGUUCUCGAACAGCAUCGCACAUUUUCUUUUAUCGAUCUGGAUCACUUAGAUAAUCUAUCGGAUGAUACCAUUCGAAUGACGGUGGCGCAGAUUGAUAGCUUUUUAACAUCCGUCCAGUCCUUCUAUAAUAGAACAUUUUCUGAAUACAGUGCCUUCACGGAUAUCAUCUGUCCAUUUUUCAUGUUUUUGAAUAUUUUGGUGGCAACGAUUUCAUACAAGCGCUUUCAUAUAAUUCAGCUAAUGAAUUUACGCAAUUUAGUUGAUGCUUACAACUUCCCAGCCAAGUUUUUGCUUAAAUGGAACUAUUUGAAUAAUUCACCAGAAAGUGAUGUUUUAUACAAAUGGUGUAUUUCGGAAAAAACAAUAAUGCCAAAAAGAUUACAAAAGGAAUUAGUUGCUCUUUCUCUGAAGAAAUAUAAACAAUACAGGGAAUGUUUCCCUAAUCUCAAAGAGAUUAUGGUCAACGAAAUUAUUGAAUGGAUUAGAAAUCAAUGGUCGAAGUGGUUUGAAGCUAAUACAGAAAAAGAAGAACGAACAUACGUUUAUCGGAAAAGCACAAAACACGGAGAGGAAGAGCUUGAUGAUGAUGACAUUAAGGUCCGAGAAUUGCUGCCAGAUUUCACGGCUUCCAGUGAUGAACAAGAUUUAUUUAAAGAAUCAGCAUUUUUCGUUUCACCAUCUACCACUUGUAUCGACAGUGAAAGUUUGACAGAAAUACUUCAUCUACUGGCAAAUGAGGAAUAUAUCCGUGGCUGCGAUGGUCAUAUGGCUUUAGCGUGGAUGAUGGAUACAGCAUCGUCAUGUGGUCUUGUGGACGACUUAGUAGAUUCAAAAGUUUUUGUUUAUAACCUUUAUGCGUUAAAUCAAUUGGAUCGUGAUGAAGACAUACAGAUUGUUGAUGUGUACCGAAGAAAUAGCAGAUCAGAAUUGAAGAAAUGUAUCGCAGUAAUGAAACCGCUGAUCAAACGUGUGUACUGGUUGAAGGAAAAAUGGCCUGAAAUGACAGUCCUCGAUGGUAUAUUACAGCGAGCGCAGAAGAUCUUAUCUGAGUCAAUAACAGCCCCCCAAAUGCAAUUUUCGGCACUUCUCGAACAUCUGCUUGCUGAAGCAGAUCUGUGGGAGAAAGUGGCUGAUCGAAACCACUCGUUAGCAACUGAACUUGAAGAAUUGCGGCACUUGUUAGUGAACUGGCGAAAGAUGGAAAUAACGUGUUGGGAUAAUUUACUUGAACAAGUACAGACCGAUUGUCGUGCACAAACACUGCUACUGUCGUGGCCACUUUUCGAGGCACUUGACAAAAUGAAUAAAGGUGACGAUGAAAUUUUAGCGAUGACAAUUGAGUGGAUACAAAAUUCUACGAUUAUUGACUUUAAAGCUCGAAUACUAACUGCUGAAUUGCUGAUAAAGUUUAUUAAAUUGGCAAAAGAAACUGUAAGGAGUGAAUUAUAUCAACGUUUGGAAUCAGUGGUUGCAUAUUUCCGUCUAUUUGAUACUGUAGUUGAAAACAAAUUAGCCACACAAAAGAUACCUACGGAAAAGCAGCUGCAUGAUUUUGUUAAAAUAAUGAAAUACAACGAUUUAAAUUUAUGGAGUGUGAAAGCAUCAACCCAGAAAGCUCACAAACAGCUGUUCCGUCUCAUUAAACAGUUCAAAUUAUCGGGCAGCGACUUAGUUGCCCCUCUUUUUGAUGAAAUCCCACCGAUACUAUCAAUAAUAGAUCACGAGACUAAAGCGACAUUUGCUAAUGACCAAAUAAUACCAUGUAACGAUUUCUAUGCGAAACGCGCAAUUGACUUAACGUUGAAAAUUGUGACACGUUUCACGGAUGGUAUCCAUUUAGACGAUAUUCAGAGAUGUUGUAACGAUCUUAUUCGCAAUGAUGUUCAGUACGAAGGUGACGAUGCUAAAAAGGAAAAGCAGCAAGGUCGCGCACUGAGUGAACGACAAAAAGCAAUUGCACGUUUGUUGAAGGAUAGUGCUGCACUUGGUCUAAGUAGUCGAAAAGGCUUAACGGUUAAUCCGGAACAGUUAACAGCUAACGUUGUUGCUGGAAUGCCUGGAGAUGAGACGAUUUUGACGAAGUUCAUAAGGUUUGGAGGAGUAUCACGAAAUAUUGUCUUGAAGAAUUUCCAUAAACCAAAUGCUCAAAUCGGUACAAAGACGAUGAGCCAGUUAAAAGGGCUUACCGAAUUUAUCUUAAACGAACUGUAUUUGUGUCAUCAGACUAUGACAACCACUAAAGAAACACUGAGGAAGAUGGAUAAAGCUAAAAAAAUGUUGUUGAAUUAUCUAGGAAAUGCUAAGAAUGAAAGACAACCUUGUUUGCCCGGUCAGAAUUGGUUGCGUCACCUACAAGAGUCAAAAUAUUUGGUGCUUAAAUUCAAUUCAUUUUUGGAAUUUAUGAAAACCAAACUUCAAAAUGCUCCGGAAUGUAAUACUGAUUUCGAAGGAAAUACGGUCCUCAAAUUCAGUGGCAUUCAAGAUACAUGCUUAUCCCAAUUGCAUAAACAACAUCAAGAAUAUGACGUGACGCUUGAUGCAGUUAGGAAGGUGCAAGAUGCAGCAGCAGGAAUUCUUGAAAAUAUUAAAUGCUCACUUCUUCAUUCAUUGGAUUGUGAGAGUAUCGUUAUUUGGAAAAGUUCCGAUAUAACACACACCGUAAAUAUUAUGAAGUCGGAAAUUGCUGAUAUAAGUUCUCGGUUAUCUCUCAUUUCGUGUGUAAUGGUUGAAGAGGUUGAAGAGGCUCUGGAAAUCUUACGCGAAAUAUUAGAAGCGUUGACGAAUCCAAUAAAUGUUCAGGAAACAACUGAAGAUAUGCCGUGGGAGGGAACUCAAGUUUUGUUGAUCAUACUACAAAAUACUUACAAACAAGCAAUGUCAAUUGAUUUAGAAAAUUCUCGUUUUAUGGAUAUUCUUAAGCAACUGAUCAAUUUGUUGCGAAAUUUGGAUUUUAAUAAGUCAGCAGAGGAAACAUGGAAUUUGUGUGCGCAAUUAUCUAAAGGUAAAGGAUCGAUCGAAUGUGACCGUCUGGAGCAAAUAACUUCAAUAAGUAGUACGCUUUGUGAAGUUUUAUCUUUCAUUCUGGAGGUGAUUGAAAAUUCUGCAGUUGAGUUAGCCAAAUAUUAUAUACACUUCGAAUCAAUGACUGCUGCAUUGCUUGAAAAAGGUUAUGUAAAUCCGAUACCGAAGCCUCAAAAAGGGAGCAAUGAAAAAGAUGGAGAUGAACUGCAGUCGUGUGAUAACGAUAUCGCUGGUUUAGGAGAUGCGAAAGGUGAGAAGAAUGUUAGCGAUGAUAUAGAUGAAACAGGACAGGUUGAGGGCUUGAGAGGUGACCAGAAGAAUGAAUGUGAUGAACCAGACAAAAAUAAUAGCGAUAGUACACCGCUUGAUAUGGAUGAAGAUUUUGGUGGAUGUGUAGAGAAUAUUGAUUGCGAACAGAACGGCGACAGUGAAGAAAGUGAUGAAGAUGAAGAUAACGAACCUGAAGCAGAUAUGGAGAUGGGGGAUGUUAACCAGAAUCAAGAAGAUAAAUUGGAUCCCGGUUUGUGGGAUGAGAAUGAUGAUAGUGCGAAAGAAUUUGCUGACGGCAGUGAAGGUGCAAAUAAAGAAACAGAUAAUCUGGCUGCAGAUAAUGGUAAAUGGAAUUCUAAAAAUGACAAAAAUAAUAAAGAUGCAUUUGACGAUGAUGAUGAUGGUAAAGAUAACAAAGAUGAUAUUGAUGAUGAUGAUGUGGAGAAUGUGGAUAAGCAUGAAUCACUGAACAGUGAUGUGAACAGUGAAGAUCCUGCACGAAUUGAUGAAUAUCGCAGCGAUGGUAAUGACAGUGAAAACAAGUCAGAAGGCGAUAUGGAAGAUCUUGUAAGCAAUAAACUAGAUGUGGAUGAUGACCAAUCGAAUAGUGAUGUUGAAGAGGAAACGAUAGCGGAGAGUACUGAAAAGGAUGAGGAGGAAAUGACUGAAACAAAUAAUGCUGCAACGGAAAAGUUAAACAAGGAUGAUGAUGAUGAAGUUCUCAAAGGCGGUGCAGGGGGAAUGGAUAGAGAAGCAGUAAAAGAUACUGUAGAUGAAGAUACUAUUUCAAUUCCGAACGUCAUGGAUGAGAACAAUGAAAAUAUGAAAGAGACCGAUUCAGUAGCGAAUGUAGGCAAAGGAAAAAGUGGUUGUAACGAAACAGAAAACGAAGAUAUUGGAAGUGAAAAAUUGAAAAAUAUGGAAAAGGAUGAUGAGAAAUCCGAGAAAGAGAAGAAAUUAGCUGAUGAUAUUACUGAUAUUGCUAUGCAAGAAGCUCUUCCAAGCGAAGGUGAGCAAAAAGUUGAAGAAGGCUCCGAAUUUGGACAUGUUGAUGGAAAUAACAGCAGUUUAUGCGAGCAAAUAAUCAUCGAUAAAAGUUCGAUAGAGGAAGCACAAAAUUCAAAGGAAAGUAGGGACAAGUUAGGAGAUUUGAAGAAUAUAAAUGUGGAACAGAAUGAUGAAGAAAUGAUGGAAGAUGUUGGUACUGGAGAAAAACAGGGAAUGACCGAGGAUGAUUUGGUCGGAACUAAUAUCUUGGAUUCCGAUUACCGAAACUCGAUUAUCCAUUCGACAACAGAUUUUUAUCAUUUGGUAGAGCAGUCAGUUUCGACCACCACUUCAUUGGAUGCAGAGGAGGUAGAUUCGUCGAGCACUGAUGCAGAAGAUCGGUGGAACAGGAUUUCUGAUUCGGUCUCUGUUCUAGCAGCUGAGUUUUCGGAAAAUCUUCGAAUGAUUAUUGAGCCAACAAUAGCUUCUAGAUUUGAGGGUGAUUAUCGGACAGGUAAAAGGCUCAAUAUGCGUCGUUUAAUUGCAUAUAUUGCUAGUGGCUAUAGGAAAGAUAAAAUUUGGUUACGUCGUACGAAGAAAGCCCAGCACAAUUAUCAAAUUCUAAUUGCUGUUGAUGACUCGGCUUCUAUGCAUGAUAGUCAGAUUAAAUUAAAAGCUUGUCAAAGUGUUGCUGUGAUUGAAAGUGGACUACGAAGACUUGAAAUAGGACAGUUGGCUAUCUGCAAAUUUGGUAGUUCGAUGAAAAUGAUUUCCGACUUCGGAGAUUACGGUGGCAGUGGUUUGGGUGGAAAAUUAAUAAAGGAGCUGAAUUUUGAUCAAGUCCGGACGGACUUAGUCAAUUUGUUACAGUGUAGCAAGAAGAUUUUUGAGCAAGCUAGAGGCCGCGAAAGAAACGACCAAAUGUUGAUCAUUGUUUCGGAUGGCAGAGGAGUGCUGGCGGAUGGCGCUGAAGCAGUAAAAAAAGCUAUGGCCGAAUUACAUGCUGACCAGGUUACAGUACUUUUUGUGGCAAUCGAUAAUGGCGAAAAGUCAAUCGUGGAUAUGAAAGUAGCUGAGUUUACAGCGGAUGGAAAUGUGAAUCUCAUUCCAUACUUGCAGAAAUUUCCGUUUCCAUUUUACGUGGUUGUUGGACAUGUCGCCAUGCUGCCAGCUACAAUUGGUGACGCGGUCAGGCAGUGGUUUGAACUUACUGCACGUGACUCGUAA
Molecule: messenger RNA, 7059 nt
Organism: Acanthocheilonema viteae
Lineage: Eukaryota; Metazoa; Nematoda; Chromadorea; Rhabditida; Onchocercidae
Source: the annotation of a GenBank genome assembly